AACUUUUUAAAGUGAAUAUUAAGCAGGCUAUUUAUGAAGGCGUGUAUGCGUGUGGCUGUUGACAGUAAUGAAGUGUGUCAGUCUCUUCAGCGGUACCGUGAGUUAAAGUCCUCAGACAUUCCUAUGCAGUGACACCUCAGUAGAUCAGCUAUUGUGCUCGCGAGCGGCUCUGCUGCUGCUGACUGAAUGAGUUUCCCGCCAGCUUAAACGCAACACAGUUUUUAAUACGGUUGCUGCUGCUGCGAGGCUUUGCAAAUUUAACAGUCAUUUUCUGAAACCACGAUGAAGUUUCAUCCUCUCUCGCGUGAGAGACGGUUUUCUGGUUUGACUUUCUGCAGCGUGUUCUGAGCCUCGAGGUCUUGGGAGAAGAGGUUAAAGUCGGGAGGGGCGAAUAAAUUGAGAAGACGCAGCCAUCGCUUACUUCUGUAGUCAUUCUAAAGCUUCCACUUCAGGCAGACCCACAGAGAUACUCUCUCUAAUCUCAAGACCAUCGUCUCUAGGGCUAGUUUGCCAGAAGCUUGUGCUCGUGUAAAUUGAGCAAGGAGAAUCUGUCAUCAGGUGCCUAAUGAUAUGAGGGUUCGUGUGGAAAGACAGGCGCAUAUUGGCCUCAUGAGCCCAUGGCCUCCGAGGGGGCUUCCGCUGUGCUGGGAGUGAAGAGUCUUGGUAAGGAGACUUCAGCAAGUAAUGGAGAUGCUCUCAUAACCGGGAACUACGGCUUGCCUGAGAGCGAAUCCCCUCAGACACCUGUCCAUUAUCCGUUUGACCCUUUUGAGGGGGACUCACUGGGCGCAGAGUGCAGAAUACGAAAGUCUUUGGAUACUAGGUCUAAGAGUUUGGAUUGCUUAGACAAUACCUACAGGUCCAAAUACUGCAGCUGUGGGGCUGCAAGGCACGGGGAAGAAGGGUUGUACGUUUGCCAGAUGUGUGGGUUUUGCGAUCCAGUGGAAAGCGAAGCAGGCUGCCCGGAGAAUAGCUUUCCUCCUAGAAGCUGGGGAGCAGUGCCCCAGCAGAGGAAAGCAGAAGAGAUUUCUUCUGAUGUUCCUUGCCUUGCUGGAGGACAGCCAGCAUUGAGUGGCUCAGAUGGUAAACUGUGCCAAAUUGAAUUAGUCAUCGGCCAAAACACGGAAAGCCUGCCGUUCUGUGGGCUGGAUUUGAGGCGAAGCAGCGUGCCAGUAUCUUCGCCACAGGGCCCUCAAUGCGCCAAUGGCUGCGGCACUGCUGCGAAUAACAAAAUGCGAGACAGAAUAGACUUUGUAUGUGCAGUGUGUCAUAAAAAUGGAUUCUCUAGUCUGGAAAGGCUUAACCGGAAAACCAAGCCCAUGUGCUCUCAGGACAGGUGCCUUAAGAGGUCCACACCCUUCAGGUUGUCUGCAAGUCAGGACUGUAGUGAUAGUGAGGGCACGGUGUCCGACAGCGAGUUUGUGCGAAACAAGAAAGAGCGCUCUACUGUCCUGGUCAGGAGGUAUCUCAAGAACAACCAGAAAAUUAAAAAGACUGUGUGCACAGGCACCAGAGCUAUAGUGAGGACUCUACCCACCGGCUGCAUCUCCGACAGAGUCUGGGAGUCUGUUUGUGGGAAAACAUGCCACCUCGGCGAGAGGCGCGCGCAUGAGGCGAGAGGAUACAGCAGAGCGCUUCAGGCCAUCCAGCUGCAGGUUUCCAGGGCCCUUCUUAUCUACCCAGGGGUCAAGUAUGCAGAGAUUGGCCAUGUUGUUCCUACGCUGAGUCCUGAAGUCCAUCUCCUGAACCCAUCCAGGAAGCUGCUUGCCCAAACUGUGUCAUGGCCGCCGGUCUCCACGUUGCAGAUUAGAUUUCGGGCUUGUCCUCCUAGAACCAGCAUUGCAGCUUAUCUGAGUGGGGCCCUGCUGGAGGCGACAGCUGCUCUCGGGGCCCGAAGUUCUCUGCCCAGCUUCACUGUUGGCUCCACAGGUCGACCAAUGCUUAAAGAACGGCAGCUGUGCAGCUCCAUGGCCAACUCCAACAUCCUCCCGUCUGCCGUGACGGGCAUCAGUAAGGAACUAGCUGAUCUGCGGCACCUCAUCCAGUUUCCCGAGGAGAUCGCCACCAUCCUGACAGAACAGGAGCAGCAGUUGUACCGUCGCGUCUUUCCCCUUGACUACCUCAGCUUUCUCACCCGAGACCUGGGCAGCCCAGAGUGCCACAAACGCCACCCGCACCUAAAAGCCUCCCUGUCUGCCCCCAUCAUGCCCACUCAGAACGACCAUCACAACACGGUAGAAGAUCUCGUCACAAGAUUCAACGAGGUGAGCUCAUGGGUGACCUGGCUUAUCCUGACUGCGGGGUCCAUGGAGGAGAAGAGAGAAGUCUUCUCAUACCUUGUCCAUGUGGCGAAGUGCUCCUGGAACAUGGGCAACUACAAUGCGGUCAUGGAGUUCUUGGCAGGUCUCAGGUCGCGUAAAGUGCUGAAGAUGUGGCAGUUCAUGGACCAGGCAGAUAUUGAGACCAUGCGUGGUCUAAAGGACGCCAUGGCCCAGCACGAAUCAUCAUCUGAGUACAAGAAAGUGGUCAACCGUGCGCUCAACAUCCCAGGAUGCAAAGUGGUGCCCUUCUGUGGUGUGUUCCUCAAGGAGCUUAGUGAGGCUCUGGACGGUGCAGCCAGCAUUAUUGCACUACGUCCCUCUUUUGAUUCUCAAGAAGAUCCUGUUGAGUUUGUCACCGAAUACAACGGCCAGCAGCACUUCCUGCAGAGGGUUGGGAGCGAUGGGCUCCACAGCUCAGACAAGGAGGCGACUGUCAGUAACAUUUUGCAGACAAUUCGCAGUUGCAACCGAAGCUUGGAGGCCGAGGAGCCUGAGGAGAAAGCACGAGAGAUCACAGUUUCCCCUAAAAAUUCCUUCAAAGACAAGAGCAGAAACCAGUUUUUAGUAGGGGACCUCUCAGACUCUGAAGGGGACCCAUUUGAGGUGGCUAAGGACAUAGACCUCCAGACCACAGAAGAGGUGAAUGGACCCUUUAGCCAUGGUACGGAGCAUCCUUGGUACGUGCUCUCACUUCAGCCAGAUAUCCACCAGUUCUUGCUCCAAGGAGCAACCGUCAUCCACUACGACCCCGAGACCCAUCUCACCGCCCGUUGCGUCCUUCGCCUACAGCCUGAUAACUGUUUCCUCACCUGGUCCAAGCCCCACAGUAGCUGUGGCCCAGGUGGAAGAGCCAGAGGCUUCAUGGGACAUCCAACAUCCCCAGACCACUUACCCCUGGGCCAACCUGUGCACUGCGGACUGUCCGACGGACUCCUGGACCUUAAUGUGGUGAAGGCUGUGUUUAUGGGUCACCCUGGAGUGGAUGUUAACUUUGUGUGCUUGCAGCACAAACUGUGUAACAUGAACCCUGGCGAAAAUGGUGUCACACUGCUAUAUGGACUUCAUACCACAGACAACAGGCUCCUGCAUUUUGUGGCCCCAAAGCAUACAGCCCGCAUGCUGCACAAGGGCCUCCAGGAGCUACUCAGUGCCAUCAGGAAGAUCAGGAAAUUUCCUGACCAGAGACUGCAAUGGCUGCGAAAGCAGUAUGUUAGUUUGUACCAGGAGGACGGUAGAUUUGAGGGACCCACACUGGCCCAUGCUAUUGAACUGUUUGGUGGUAGACGCUGGAAUAUGGGUGCUAGUGGCCCUGGAUCCGCCAGCAAGAGUGCAGAGAAGAACUCAGUCCAGAAAAACAGUCCACUGGGCAUCAACUCCAAUAUCAAAAAGAAGAAGAAAACCUUAGUCAGGGGGGACAGUGGUGAUGGAACAGAUGAUGAGAUGAUCUCACGCAAGACCAGGAGCUGUAAGGAGACUUUAGGGAGGAGAGAGUCUGACCCUUUGGAAAGUGUCGAGCAGGAAGAGACUGAGGACUGCAGUACUUCUGGCCACCCUGGACCCUUUUCCUUAUCCUACAGCAAAGGCCAGUCUCCUGGAUUCUCCUUGUCCUCUUCCUCCUCUUCCUCUGGCUCCUUUAGCACAAACAUCUCCACCCCUACACGCCCCCAUUCCUCCCCAAUUCUCCCCAGCAACUCCAAAAGUCAGCCAGGGGCCUGGAGCAGUCGGAGCUGGCAUGGACGAGGGAAAGGUUGCUUCAGGGGCUUCCAGGAACUCAUGAUCUCUGACAGCAUCAUGAGCUUUGUUGAAUUUGUCGAGCUCUUCAAGUCUUUUAGCAUUCGCAGUCGCAAGGAUCUGAAGGAACUGUUCGACACCUACGCCGUGCCAUGUAGUCGUUCGGGUCCUGAUUCUGUUCCUCUCUACACCACACUGAGGAUUGACGACAAACUUACGGGUCUACAACCAGAUCUUGAUCUCCUAACUCGCAACGGCUCUGACCUGGGUCUUUUUAUCCGCACGCGGCAGCAAAUGUCUGAAAACCAGAAGCAGAUUUCAGAUGCCAUUGCAGCUGCUAGCAUUGUGACCAAUGGCACCGGAGUGGAGAAUUCAUCGCUGGGUGUGCUGGGAUUGGCCAUCUCUCAGCUCAAUGACUUCUUGGUCAACUGUCAGGGAGAACAUCUGAGCUAUGAUGAGAUCCUCAGCAUCAUACAGAAAUUUGAGCCUUCUUCAAACAUGCGUCAGAUGGGGUGGAUGUCGUUUGAAGGAUUUGCCAGAUUUCUAAUGGACAAGGACAACUUUGCCUCUAAAAACGAAGAGUCUCAAGUAAACCUGGAUGAGCUCCAGUAUCCGCUCUCGUACUAUUACAUCGAGUCCUCUCAUAACACAUACCUCACGGGCCAUCAGCUGAAGGGAGAGUCUUCAGUGGAGCUUUACAGCCAGGUUUUGCUGCAGGGCUGUCGUAGCGUUGAGUUGGACUGCUGGGAUGGGGACGACGGCAUGCCUGUUAUUUACCAUGGACAUACUCUCACUACUAAGAUUCCUUUCAAGGAUGUUGUCGAGGCCAUCAAUCGUGCAGCGUUUGUGAACUCAGAGAUGCCUGUGAUUCUGUCCAUUGAAAACCACUGCUCUUUACCACAGCAACGCAAAAUGGCUGAGAUUUUUAAGACGGUGUUCGGAGAGAAGCUGGUGACCAAGUUCCUGUUUGAGAGUGAUUUUGCGGAUGAGCCUUUGCUUCCAUCUCCUCUGCAGCUCCGAGGGAAGAUCCUCCUCAAAAAUAAGAAGCUGAAAGCUCACCAGGCUCCAGUUGACAUUCUCAAACAAAAGGCACAUCAACUGGCUCACAUGCAGGCUCAGGCCAACAACGGCACAGUCAGCGGAACGUCCCUGGGAAACAAUGACGAAGAAGAGGAGGAGGAAGACGAGUAUGACUAUGAUUAUGAGUCACUGUCUGAUGACAAUAUUCUGGAUGACAAACCCGAAGGCAAGUCAUCCACUGAGAAACUUCAAUACGAGUCCAACGACGAGAUGCCGAAGCGGUUUAAGAAAGCGGGAAGCAAAGGAAAGAUGUUCGACAUGGAACUAGGAGAGGAGUUCUACCUGCCCCAGAAUGAGAAGGAGAGCAGACAGAUCGCUCAAGAACUCUCUGAUCUGGUCAUCUACUGUCAGGCUAUCAAAUUCCCAGGCCUCUCCACCCUCUCCCCAUCAGGCUCUGGAAGGGGAAAAGACAGAAAAAGCCGGAAAUCCAUUUUUGGCAGCGCUCCUGUUCGCGGAAGCCCCGGGGAGCCCGUGACGUUGGUCCGAGCUCCAGGGAAAGCCAGUCUGGAGGGCAUUCGUAUGAACUGGGAGGAACAAACAUCACUGACGCUGAGCCCGAGCACCUCUCUUAGCUCCAUCAUCCGCACACCCAAAUGCUACCACAUCUCCUCUGUAAAUGAGAACGCCGCAAAGCGUUUAUGUCGUCGCUACUCCCAGAAGCUCAUCCAGCACACCAGCUGCCAGCUGCUCCGCACAUACCCAGCGGCCACACGCAUCGACUCUGCCAAUCCCAAUCCUCUCAUCUUCUGGCUGCAUGGAAUCCAGCUGGUCGCCCUCAACUAUCAGACUGACGACCUGCCAAUGCAGCUGAACGCAGCUCUGUUUGAGGCUAAUGGUCACUGUGGUUAUGUACUGAAGCCUCCGGUCCUGUGGGAGCGAAGCUGCCCCCUCUAUCAGCACUUUUACCCUCUGGACCGAGACCUGGAGAACAUGACCCCUACGCUCUACACUGUCACUAUUGUUUCAGGGCAGAACGUGUGUCCGGGUAACUCAAACGGCAGUCCCUGUGUAGAAGUGGAGGUGUUGGGUAUGCCGGCAGACAGCUGCCAUUUCCGUACCAAGCCCAUACACCGCAACACACUCAAUCCCAUGUGGAAUGAGCACUUCCUGUUCCACGUGCACUUCGAGGAUAUGGCGUUUCUGCGCAUUGCUGUCGUGGAGAACAACAGCUCGCAGGUCACCGCUCAGAGGAUACUUCCCCUCAAAACCCUCAAACCAGGCUACAGACACCUGCAGCUGAGGAACCUGCACAACGAGGCUCUGGAGGUCUCGAGUCUAUUCAUCUUCAGCCGCAGAACGGAAGAGAGCCCCACCGGAGGACCGCUGCCUGCGUCUGUGCUGUUCAGCACGGAGGAAAGACGCGCCGCUCAGCAGCACAAAGUGACAGUGCAUGGAGUUCCAGGCCCUGAACCCUUCACCGUAAUGUGCGUUGAUGAAUACACCACGGCCAAACAGCUUCUGGACUCUUUGUUUCCGACUACCUCCUUCAACUACUUCCUCACGGAGGAGCGAACGCCUCUGUCGAAGGAGAAGAGCGAGUCAAAGAAAGCUCCUCAGCAGCGCCCCCUAGCGAACGACGAACGGCUCCUGAAAGUUCUUCACAGCUGGCAGCCAGAGGAAGGAUAUGUGGGCAGAAUAUGCCUGAAAACCAAGGAAGAGAACUUCAAUGAGAAGAAUCUAGUGACGGAGGGGGUGGAGGAGGUGAGCAGUGGAGAGGAGGACACGUUCUUCGUGCAGGUUCAUGAUGUUUCUCCUGAGCAGCCGCACACUGUCAUCAAAGCCCCCCGUUACAGCACAGCCCAGGACAUCAUCCAGCAGACUCUGAGCAAAGCCAAGUACUCUCUGAGCAUCCUGAGCAACCCUAACCCAUGUGACUACGUCCUUAUGGAGGAGGUUACCAAAGACGCGGGCGGUAAGAAAUCAUCCUCCGCUAAAGCGUGUCAGCGUGUGCUGCAGGACCAGGAGUGUGUGUUCCAGGCUCAGAGCCGGUGGAAGGGCGCCGGGAAGUUCAUUCUCAAGCUCAAAGAGCAGAUCGCCCGCGAGGACAAGCGUAAGGGCGUGUCUUUUGCCAGCGAGCUGCGGAAGCUCACGGGUCGGAGUCGGAGCUUGACUGUGAACACGAGCACGAACGGCCCGGCGGCCCAGGAGCCGGCACACAAGUCUCUGUCGACGGGGCUGAAGGCCUGGAUGGCCGAGGGACGCUUGGGUUCUCAGAGACUGUGCGCGGAACACCCCGUGUCCCAGUGUGGCGGUGGCGCCCCCGCCCCCUCCGGCUGGUCCCUCCCGCUGCUGUGGAACUGGAAGCUGCAUAAAUGAGUCCAGAGCCAGAGCAGCACCUCUAGUGUUCACUCCUCUCACACGGCUCAGGCUGCUUCAGGAAGACACAGUACAGCCUGAUGGAAAGCGUACAGCUGUUCGUGCUCGUCUUUCACGGUCGUGCAGUGGCCCAGGUGUGAUUUGGGCUGGCUGAUGGGUCGUGGAAGGGUUCAGUCAGUUCAGCAGCCUGUUGUUGUUGUUGUUGUAAACGGAUGUCAGAUGAAGGCAGUUUCUCCUCACUUCUAUUCUUCUUCUUCUUCUUCUUCUUCUUGUCCUACUUCAACAGUACUGUAAGUCAUGAAUGCAUUCAUAUGCAUUUCAUUUUCUUUUGUGGUUUUGCACAUUACUAUUAUUUUAAGUCCAGCUAUUUGAAAGUUGAAUACUUUAUUUACAUCCCUGUUUUGGAUUGCUGAAAUUAAAUCAAGCAUGAAAAUGCCUCCAGCACAUUAGUAUCACACUAGAGUUAUUUUUUUUAAGCAAAUCUUAGGAUUUCUUUAAUUCAUGUGUAUGGUGUGAUUUAUUCAGAGUUCAGAGCAAAUGCACACAAGAUGUUUCGAAGGAUGCGGGGCAGAUUUGUUCUGCAUAUUUUAGCAGCUAGUUGAAUUUGAUGGCUUUCAUUGCACAUGUAGAUCACACUGCAUUUAAAUGACCAACAGCAAACAAUGUAAGAUGUAGAGCGGUGCCUUUCUAUACACUGCCACAAAUCUAUUUACAGUAUUAGAAAAACAAGCAUUUGAAGAAACGCCACUUUAAAUGUUGCCUUUUUUUUUAAUUUAUUUUUUUGGAAGUAUAUACGUUACUGUAUUUUGAGAUUUCUUUCAUUAGAGCUAGGAAAAAUUUUAGGUUAGUUUUAUUUUUAAUUUUUAAAAAAAUAUUUUUUCUUGCAUUUCCCUCAAUUUUAAAUGGCUCCUUUGAGAUCCAUCAUCAUCACUUUUGAAAUAUUUGAAUUAAAUUAUCAGUAAAAUUGAGGUCUAUUAUGGAAGCUUGUUUCCACCACUAAAUAAAAAAGGUAAUAGUAGCGACUUUUUAGCUCACAAUUGCAAGAUUUAAAUUUGCAAUUGCAAGUUAUAAAGUCUAUAAUAUAUGCAAGAUGUAGUUGCAAUUCUGACUUUUCUUCAGUUCACAAUUCUUUCUCAGAAUUGUGAGAUAUAAACUUGAAACCACCUUUUAUUUAUUUCAUGGCGGAAACAAGCUUCCAUAGUUUAUACCCCAUAUGACCAAUGUAAUAAAUAAGUUUCAUUAUUUCCUAUGUGUUAAAUGAAAACUAUAAUUUAUUCAUGUGAUUUUUAAUCUCUCUGCAUAGCAGUUGAAUCCCCUGCUUAACUUUCUUUAUGGUUGAAAAGGACUUCACCUUUGUUUUGAACUUUAAGUGGUCCAUUUUCUUUCUUGAAGUGAAAUCUUUCCUAACUAAUUGCAUGUUAUAGCCCAGGUUGGCUGUACGUUUCCAGAUAGUGUACAUAUGAAUGAGAGUACAUAAUUAUGAAAUCUGCAUUUAUUUAUUAAGGGCAUCAGUGCUCCUCCAGUCUGUUCAUACUGUAUGAAUGGAUAAUGUUUGUAUUUUUGUAAUUUAAAUUUUUAGUCAUCUUGAGAGAUAUUAAAUAUUUUGACAUUAAGUGAAGGUAGGGCACCAGAAAGUGUAUUUUAGGUGUGUGGUACACUACAGCAUUGUCUUUUAAAUAUGUUUUCAAUGUAUAUUUACCAUUACUUUGUUUUGAACAAGCAACUGUAAAAACUUUUUAGCGUGACGCAAUGCUGUUAUUUUAUUGCAUCGAUAGUCUCUUUGGAGUUUAAAACAUGUUGAACUUUCUACUUGUGAUGGUUUUCAGCACACGUAAAACUAUAGGAAUGUAUCGUCAAUAUUGUGAUGUCAAUAUUGGGUUAUUUGUUUACUUGAAACCACAGAAUCAACCACUUUCAUCAAUAAAUAGUGUUGAAAAACCAAUUUUGGGUGAAACGUGUACUUCUACAUCAGUGCAUAUGCUAAAUGAUGUCAAUAAAAAAAAAUCAAAGAUGA
This is a messenger RNA of Megalobrama amblycephala (Wuchang bream), 9462 nucleotides long. RefSeq names its product phospholipase C, epsilon 1 (gene plce1). Gene Ontology annotation, biological process: small GTPase-mediated signal transduction; phosphatidylinositol-mediated signaling; lipid metabolic process. The record is from RefSeq and is a predicted model, not a curated record. Lineage: Eukaryota; Metazoa; Chordata; Actinopteri; Cypriniformes; Xenocyprididae. Gene Ontology annotation, molecular function: guanyl-nucleotide exchange factor activity; phosphatidylinositol-4,5-bisphosphate phospholipase C activity.